Messenger RNA from Ipomoea nil (Japanese morning glory), 3285 nucleotides. RefSeq lists its product as uncharacterized. The transcript is spliced from 4 exons. The record is from RefSeq and is a predicted model, not a curated record. The coding region runs from base 537 to 2999 and encodes 820 amino acids. NCBI's taxonomy places the organism in Eukaryota, Viridiplantae, Streptophyta, Magnoliopsida, Solanales, Convolvulaceae.
CACUUCCUCAAAAGCCCAGAGAAAAUCCUUAUUUUUUUUUCUUUUCUUUUUCGCAUUAUUUUUAUUAGGUAGAUACGUUGUUGUGAUAUAACUAUCACUUGGCCAAUCGGGGAAGAGAAUGAGUGUGAAUCAAUGGCCCAUAGUGCGAAAGAGAAAAAUAAACUACUGUAUAUAGGAUAACAGGGAGACCACAUGUUGACAAUUUUCAGGUUCCUUGUUCUUUGCAGGGCUUGAUUUUGCUUUGGGUUUAGAGAGAGAAACAGUUUUUGGAGAGAGAGAAAGAUAUCUUAAUCCUAUCUGGGAUCUCUCUAUUUUACUUGUUUUGAUUGAUCCGGGACACCGAUGGGUUUUUGUUUGGUAUUAAGGUUGUUCUCUUCAAUGUAUGCAGUGCAAAGAUUGCAGCUUUCAGGUUGUGGGGGCCUUUGGCGUUGCCCUUCUUUACUGUAGAGAGGGAUCUGGCUUCUUUCUUUGUUCUAAAUUCUGCUAUUUUUUGAAAGGAUUUAGGGGAAGAAUUUUGGGUUAUAAAGAUUGUUGGGAUGGGGACUAAGAUACAAUGUAAGACGGUUUUACCGGCAUUCUAUUCUGUGAAGGAUCUAAAUGGCAAUGUGAGUAAUGGGAUGUGUUUACUGAGUCAUGAUGAACGAACGGUGAAAAUUGGUCAGCACUAUGACUCAUUUUCACCGCGGUUUCCCAUGGAUGGGUAUUUUGAAUACGAGAAGGAAAAAGUGAGGCAGACGAUCUUGAAGCAUGAAUUGACGUUCAGGCAUCAGCUCCAAGAACUGCACCGCCUUUACAUCAGACAGCGGGACCUGAUGAAUGAUUUGAAAAUGAGAGAAGUGCACAAGAAUCAUAAGGAGGUGGAUUUGAGUCGCUGUUUGUCUCUCACUCCUCUUGAUGAAGUGAAAAGAGGUGUGAAUAGGACUGGCCUUUUCUGCACCCAAGGCGAAGAAAUUUCGAGGAUUGGCAAUGAAGAUAAACAGGGUGCCAAUUCUUUGAAGAGGACCAAUUGUCUUGCUGACUUGAAUGAACCUAUACUGAUUGAGGAUACCCCAAUCUUGGACUCGGAUGCCAAUCCUCGCGGAAUCAUUUCCCUUGUCGAUGAUGGAAUUCAAAAAACGAAGAAAUUCCAUGAAAAUUCUUUCAUGGAAAGGAAUGGUGGAAGUUGCCUCAAGCAGUCGGUUCAUGGAGGGAAUAGACCCGAGAGGUUGAGUUUUGACAUAAAUGCCGAUGUUCAAUCUGAUGAUUUGCCUACCGCUUUUCCAUCUUCACAAGCCGGCCCGAGUGAAGCUUGUGAGCCUUUGACUACAUUCCCUAAUCACCCCAAGACCGAACUCCAGAAGAAAAAAACAAUUUUUGGCGUAGUAAUAUCAUCCGAGGAUAAUAGAGAACAGUUUUUCACCGCUUCCAGUGGGAAUAUUAAUUCACUGAAGCAAAGCCUAGACUUUAAUGGAGGUAAAACACACAUGAAUGGUAAUAUUAGUUCCGUUUCAAGCUCAAAAGAAACGGCUUCGUGCAAAAACGGUGCUUCCAACAGUUCGGAUUUGAGUGCCCGAAAGGUACAAGGGUGUUCGUUACUUAGAUUUGACGGUGUUAAUGGCGUGAGUUAUGGUGAUUUAGCGCCUAAAGAUAAUCAUAAUUAUCAGACUCCAAUAAGCAAGCAAGAAAGCUCCAAGGGGUCGUUGCCAUGGUUCAUAGCGAAGUCGCAGCAUAAUCUUCAGCAGAUCAGUCGGGGGGAGAACUGCUAUCACAUGAAUCUUGAUUUAUUGCAGAAUUGUUCUCAGCAGUUUUUUAAAAAGUCUGAAACCGAUGAGAGUUUCUCUCGGGGUUUGAACCAGAAACAAGAAGACAGGCGAUCAACGUCCAUCAAUGCUUGUGAGCCGAGCAAGGCUGAUAAUGUUAAGAAGAUCUUCGGGGUUCAGAUUUUUAGUUCUUCUGGAAAUCUAAAGACUGCAGAUUCUAAUAAAGUCUUUGCAGAUGAGGCAGCGUCUAGAAAUCCGCCUGAAGGUAUCAUUGAUUCUGUUACAGAUAAGGGGCUCGGGAACUGUUGUUCGGGUUUAAAAAAUCAGAUCGAUCUUAACCUGUCUCUCGAUGAAGAAGAGGAGCCACCGGCACCUUGUCUCCCUCGAGCAGUUGUGAAAAUCGCGACUGCUGAAAUCGACUUGGAGGCUCCCGCAACUCUUGAACCCGAAGAAAAUGCAUCAUCUCUUGAAGAAGAAAUCAGCAGUGUUGAGUUGAGAGUCGAGAAAUCUACGCAACCUCUUGAAGAAGUCACGAGGGGAGCUGCCGAGGCUAUAGUCUCCAUCUCAUCGUCGAGUGCUAACAAUCUGCCGAACGAAACUGCAUCUAGCGAUUGCCUCAAAUGGUUAGCGGACGUGAUUUAUUCUCGAGUUAACGAUGGUCGUGAGCGCAAUAUCACGGAUGCUUCGUCGGGAAAAGGCGAACCCGUUGAAGAAUCCAUCCCCGAUGGCUUGGAUUAUUUCGAGGCUAUGACGCUCGAGUUGAGAGACAUGAAGGAAGAAGGCAGCUGUUACGAGCCAUCGAUUUUGGAAAUCAACUACGACGAAGAAGAAGAAUCAGGAGCUGCCACAACACCAAAACGCCCUCGGAGAGGGCAAGCAAGGAGAGGCAGGCAGAGACGAGACUUCCAAAGGGACGUUCUCCCGAGUCUGGUCUCCCUCUCUAGGCACGAGGUGAGCGAGGACAUUCUGACAUUCGAAGAGCUACUGAAAACCACGGGUUCCUCUUGGCAAUCAAGAAUGUCACAGAGAAAAGCCGGCAAGAAUGGUAGGGGAAGGCGGCGAUGUGGAAGCUCGACAACUCCCUCCCUCAUCAAAACCGCAACCUCCCAACCACCACCACCCCCAACAAACCAGCCCGUCGUCAUCUGCACUGAAACCAAUGUCGAGAAGACAAGCCUAACGGGAUGGGGAAAGCGAACGAGGCGGCUCCCAAGGCAGAGAUGUCAAAACACUAAUCCUGCUCCUCUGAAACAAUGCUAAUCCCAGGAAGGAAACUCAAACUUGUUGCAACUUUGUCAGAGUUUUGUAUGCCAUGGAAGUUGAUUGCUGUAUAUUUUUCUGGCUGCAUAUACACAUUACUUCUCUGAUUGAACCUGUAACAUUCUUCAGUAACUGUGCCAUCCUUCUUUAAACAGCUGUUAAUACAAUUGAGAAGAAGGAUUAAUGAUGGCCCUUUAGUGUCUGACAUCUCUCUAUUUAUUCAACUCUCAUGGUCUCCAACUUUUCUUCAUUCCACACAAUUUGCAAUACUUAAAUGGCUUCCCAA